AUGGAACACUUCGACAGGAAGUUCUCUUUGGGAGAUCGACACCCUCCGUCAUCAGUACUGCCCACCAGUUUCACGUCUCAUUUUUGUGCUAUUAGAUUUGUUUUGUCGCUUGAGAAUGAUUUGACAGUCAGAGCCAAAACCACUGAAGUUGCAGUUAAAGAUUUCAGUUCUGGUUCAUAUGGGACAAUAUUUGGAGAGGAGAUUGGACGAAGAAUUAAACAGGUACCAUUGGCAUUCUACAAUGCAACUCCCACCUCUUUGUUUUCGGAGUCUGAUUUUCCUGGUUGGACUUUCAAGUCCAACUGUGAUGAGGAGGAGCCUAUUACUACAAAUGAAGAUGAAAAUAGGAAGAAAAGCAUGUACGAAGAACAUGAUCAUAAUUUUGUUAAACGACAGCGGAUGGAAUGCUCGUGACCAAGUGAUCUCCCUCUCUCAUCCUCACACACACACACACACGAAAGAAUUUUGGCCCCACAAUUUUGUUUGAAUAUUGCAACGUUUAUGCUGCAGGAGGUACUGAUUUGUUCUUUUACAAGUUCUGGCAUUUGUUAUCGUGAUUUUAUAAGAUGUGUUAUUGUAACUCCAAUCAAAACUAGUGGAAUUAUGCCUUUCUCUGUGAUGUUGUUAGGGUAGCAAUAUUAGAAUGUCAGUUGCGUGCUCUAUUUAAAGCUUCAAUAGCAAUGUUCGGG
This is a messenger RNA of Ilex paraguariensis (yerba mate), 689 nucleotides long. The record is from the annotation of a GenBank genome assembly. Lineage: Eukaryota; Viridiplantae; Streptophyta; Magnoliopsida; Aquifoliales; Aquifoliaceae.